Molecule: messenger RNA, 1725 nt
Organism: Eruca vesicaria subsp. sativa (arugula)
Lineage: Eukaryota; Viridiplantae; Streptophyta; Magnoliopsida; Brassicales; Brassicaceae
Source: the annotation of a GenBank genome assembly
ACAAAAACCAUUCCCUUCUCUCCUCCCCCUCUUUGACAAAAAAUCCAAAUCCAUGGCGUCUCUUUCUCCACCGGAAGAACCCGCCGCCGCCUCCUCCUACCACCACCGUCGCUCCAAACGCUAUCCCUCCUCCACUAACGGCGUCGAAUCUGUCCCCGAGAAACGCCACAAGAUCUCUCUCCCUCCUCCUCCUCCUCAAUCAAUAUCCAAUUUCAUUUCUUCAUCCGAGAUCGAAUCAGAGUUCUCACACCACGACCCCGCCGUGGCCCGAAUCAACAACGGAAGCUUCGGAUGCUGCCCUUCCUCCAUCAUCGCCGUCCAGCGAGAUUGGCAGCUCCGGUUCCUCCGCCAGCCGGAUCGGUUCUUCUUCGACGAGCUAAAACCGAACAUCUCCGCCUCCAGAGCCGUGAUCAAACGCCUCAUCAACGCCGAGCACGACGACGAAGUCUCCAUCGUCGACAACGCCACCACCGCCGCCGCCAUCGUCCUCCAGCAGACCGCCUGGGCCUUCCGGGAAGGCAGGUUCGACAGAGGCGACGCGGUGGUGAUGCUUCACUACGCGUUCGGCUCGGUGAAGAAAUCGGUGGAGGCGUACGUGUCACGCUCCGGUGGGGAGGUGAUUGAGGUUCAGUUACCGUUUCCGGUUAUCUCUGCUGAAGAGAUAAUUAACCGGUUUAGGACCGGUUUGGAGUUGGGGAAGGCGAAUGGUAGGAGAGUUAGGUUAGCUUUGAUUGAUCACGUGACGUCCAUGCCUAGUGUCGUGAUACCGAUCAAGGAGCUUGUGAAGAUAUGUAGAGAAGAAGGCGUUGACCAAGUGUUCGUUGACGCUGCUCAUGGGAUUGGGUGUGUUGACGUGGACAUGAAGGAGAUUGGUGCUGACUUCUACACUAGUAAUCUCCACAAGUGGUUCUUCGCGCCUCCUUCUGUUGCUUUCUUGUAUUGUAAGAGAUCUUCUGGUGUUGGUGGUGGGAAUCUAAAUCUGCAUCAUCCUGUCGUGUCUCACGAGUAUGGGAACGGUUUAGCGGUUGAGAGCACAUGGGUUGGGACGAGAGACUACAGUGCGCAGCUUGUUGUGCCAUCGAUUUUGGAGUUUGUGAACCGGUUUGAAGGAGGGAUUGAUGGAAUAAAGAGGAGGAAUCAUGAGUCUGUGGUUGAGAUGGGACAGAUGUUGGUUAAGUCUUGGGGGACACAGCUAGGUUGUCCGGUCGAGAUGUGUGCGAGUAUGGUCAUGGUUGGUUUGCCUGUGUGUUUAGGUGUGUUGAGUGAGAAUGAUGCUGUGAAGCUUAGGAACCUUUUGAGAGAGAGGUUCUGCAUUGAGAUACCGACUUACUUUAGACCACCUGGUGAAGGAGAGACUGAUUCAAUCACUGGGUAUGUUCGUAUUUCGUUUCAAGUUUAUAACAAACCUGAGGAGUAUCAUAGGCUUAAGGAUGCAGUUAAUGAACUUGUGAGAGAUGGGUUCAAAUGCUCGUCUCUAUCUGAUUGAAUAAGGUAAAUGAAUAAUGCUGGUGAAAGUGAUCAUGGUUUAGGUACCAUGAGGAUUUGGAAGAAGUGAAGUAGACUUUAUAUAUAUGUGUCUGUAUUUUCUAGUCAGUCAUAAAACUUCUUCUGGAUACAGUAAAUGUGUACGAGAAGAAGACUUUGUAAGCAUUCUUCUAUUUAAUUUGCUCUAAUCGUUUUUGUACGUUAGCAAGGAAUAAAGUAAUAACAGUCACACUCUGUUCA